Raphanus sativus (radish) is the source of this 1045-nucleotide messenger RNA. RefSeq lists its product as uncharacterized. The record is from RefSeq and is a predicted model, not a curated record. The transcript is spliced from 2 exons. Lineage: Eukaryota; Viridiplantae; Streptophyta; Magnoliopsida; Brassicales; Brassicaceae. The coding region runs from base 381 to 803 and encodes 140 amino acids.
UAAAGGCACAUAAUUCAUAGAUAAAUUUAUACAUAAUGACACAGAAGAGAGUGGGUUUUGUUUGUUCUUUUUCACUUCCUUCGCAACACAAACAGAGAAAUAAUAAACUGACACUGUGGAUGAUUACGUGAAAUAUAUCAAGUCUUGUAUUCCUAUUGAAUUUUCUGAUUCUCAGUUUUUAACUUCUUGUUCUAGAGUUGUGAGUUUGCCCUUGUGAUAGUUUCCUUUGUUCUGUUUCUUUUUAUUUGUGUUAUUGUCAGGAAGAGGAGAGUUUGAAAGUGUUCAUAUCUUUGAGCUAAAUUCUCCACACCAAGAGAAUCCAGUCGACUUAAAAAAAAACACACAGAAAAUCUCAAAAGCUCGCAUGCAACAAGGACAAAAUGAACGAGUCAAGUUCGUGGAGCAUCUACAGUGCUAGAGAUGGAGAGAGUGAAGGGCCAUGGAGAUCUUCUACGUCGAUGAGUGCGAUCUCCUUUGGAUUCGUAGCUACGGCGAUACUCAUCGCCAUGUUCUUGAUAAUGGCCAUCUUCGAACAUCUCUUCAGGCCUGAGAGUUCAACAUUUGAUUCACCACAUCCAGGGAUCAGACAACGACAUAACCAGAGCAGAGAUGAUGGGUCCACUCUGUUCCAGAAACUUGCUAAUCAAGCAUCCAUGGUUCCGGUGAACAUGGCGGUGGAUGUAUCGAUAGUGAUGCCGGGAAAGAAUCUGCCGUCGCACAUAGCUUUACCGGCUCCUUUACCUAGUGGAAGGGAAGGCAUGCAUUCCUUGACCUCUCCACCUCUAGCAUCUCUGAUAGUAUAACUCGUUUUUUCUGACUCAUUUAGUGGAUUAGUGUUAAACCUGUUGAAAUGGUUUAAGGUGCAUUAAGAAGAGAUUGAUCAACCAAUGAAAGUUCGCUAUUUUUUAUUUUGUUACAUGCUUACGUUAUCAAUGUAUAAAUCGUUGUAUAGUUGAAUAACUUAUGUUGAUUAAUAUUUUGUCCAUAUCAACAAAAACAUAAUACCUCGCAUAAAGAAUUAUGUAUUUAACCAACAAGACGUAUU